Gracilinanus agilis (Agile Gracile Mouse Opossum) is the source of this 4248-nucleotide messenger RNA. It is a transcript of the gene MIGA1, whose product is annotated as mitoguardin 1. Bases 17 to 1807 code for a protein of 596 amino acids. The record is from RefSeq and is a predicted model, not a curated record. Lineage: Eukaryota; Metazoa; Chordata; Mammalia; Didelphimorphia; Didelphidae. The transcript is spliced from 15 exons. Gene Ontology annotation, biological process: mitochondrial fusion.
GCCGCGGGCACGAGCCAUGUCGGAGCCCGGGUUCUCGCUGAAGAUCGCAGUGCUGAGGGCGCUCGAGCUCCCGCUGGCCUGGUGCUGCUCCCUGGUCCAGAUCAGACUCUCUCCGGGGGUUAAGAAGCUCUUCGCGGUGACGGCAGUGAGCGCGGUGUCUGUGCUCUUCCUGGCCCAUCACUUUAAAAGAAGACGGGGCAAGAAGAAGAGAAAAGGCUCGCCCUGGGACCCCGGACACCUCGCCCUCCAGUGCGCCAAGACCGCCACGUCUGAGAAAGGUUCCAGCUGUUCCAGCAGCCGACAGAACCUGACCCUGUCUCUGAGUUCGGCCAAAGACAAAGGCUCUCAGUCCGGCAUCUACACCAACGGAGGCCUUUUCAGCAAAUAUUCUGGCUCCGUGCAGAGCCUCGCCUCGGUCCAGAGCGCCAACUCCGGCCACAGCUGUGCCUGCGGCAAUUCUAAUUCCUGGGACAAAACCGACGAAGAGGACCUGAGGCUCGUCAACAUCCCCGUGACCACUCCUGAGAACCUGUACUUGAUGGGCAUGGAGCUCUUCGAAGAGGCCUUGCGUCGCUGGGAGCAGGCGCUCACCUUCCGCAGCAGACAGGCCGAAGAGGAAGCCGGCUGCGGGGCCAUUAAACUGGGAGCGGGGGACGCCAUUGCCGAAGAGAGUGUCGAGGAUAUCAUCAGCGCCGAGUUCAUCCACAAGCUCGAGUCUCUGCUGCAGAGGGCCUACCGCCUCCAGGAGGAAUUCGAGGCCACGCUCGGGGCGUCCGACCCCAAUUCCCUGGCCAACGACAUCGAUAAAGACACAGAUAUCACCGUGAGGGGGAAUGCGGAUGAUUUUGGGCUCCGAGACACACUGAGCAUCGCCUCAACAGAUUCCUUUGUUUCAGCCACCGAGCUUACAGAACACAGAGAAGGGCGCCAUCCGUACAGCCUGGACUCCCUCUGCCACUGUCCCUUGUACGAGGAAGCCAUGCAUUUGGUGGAGGAGGGAAAGAUCUACUCCCGAGUGCUCAGAACCGAGAUGUUGGAGUGCCUCGGAGACAGCGACUUCCUGGCCAAGCUUCACUGCAUCCGCCAGGCUUUUCAGGUCAUUCUUUCAGAAACAGCCAACCGGACGUUUCUUGCUGAGAGCGGAAGGAAAAUUUUAUCAGCUUUAAUUGUGAAGGCGAGAAAGAAUCCAAAGAAAUUUGAAGAUGUUUUUGAUGAAAUGAUCUGUUUUUUAGAGCAAACAGACCACUGGGAGAGCAUUGAAGUGGAGCUUGCCGCAAGGGGGGUGAAAAAUCUCAAUUUUUAUGACAUUGUCCUGGAUUUUAUAUUGAUGGACUCCUUCGAAGAUCUGGAAAACCCGCCGACGUCCAUCCAGAAUGUGGUCAAUAACCGCUGGCUCAACUCCUCCUUUAAGGAAACCGCCGUGGCAUCGAGCUGCUGGUCCGUGCUCAAGCAGAAGAGGCAGCAGAUGAAGAUUCCUGAUGGGUUCUUCGCCCACUUCUAUGCCAUUUGUGAGCACGUCAGUCCUGUGUUAGCCUGGGGCUUCUUGGGGCCGAGAAAUUCCCUCUAUGAUUUAUGUUGCUUCUUUAAGGACCAGGUCCUCUAUUUCCUCAAAGACAUCUUCGACUUGGAGAAGGUCCGCUAUUCCAGCAUGGAGACGUUGGCCGAAGACCUCAUGCAGCUGCUGAUGCGCCGCACCGAGCUUCUGAUGGCGUACCUGGGCGCAGACUCCCUGAGACAUGCGAGCGGCUGCGUGAGUGGCCACAGCCACGCCGUGUCCAGUGGCCUGGUGGAAGCCAGAGUCCAGUGAGGGCGCGCGUGCGUGUGGCCGGGCCGUGGGGAGGUUUGGUGGACAGGCCGGACGUCCCUGGAAACGUUUUCCAUUCUGAAAUGUGCGUUUUCUCUUGUCGCUCGUCAUCGAAGUCCGUCCUUAGCCCGUGGAGGCCCUGGUGACCUUCUGGUGGGUCGUUGUGUGAACUGUUCAGCAAACCUUGGCAGCGGCCUCGGCCGAGCACGCGGCGCCCUGACGAUGGCUGCUUUGGCCGGGCCGCCCUCAGAUGCCCUGCUCUUCCCACGCGGCACGCCGUCCAUUCGUUAGGUUGCUUCUCAGUGACUGUGUAGUUAACCUUGCCUUGAAAACGCAUCUGUACAUAGCAGCCGUCUCCUUUUGUCUCGAGGCACGAUGCGGUGACACGGGAAAUAGAAAUCAUCGUCAUUUAGGCAGUAACGGUGUCUGGUGUGUGCUCUUGUCCGUGUCAUACGUUUACAGGAAUCGGCCCCGACGGGGUCCCGGUGGAAGACUUCAGGCGGAUCGGGCAGCUGGCAAGCGAGAGGGCAGAGGCCUUCCCUCCGCGGCGCGGCCUGGGGCUCUUCUCCUCUUCCCUUGAGACCUUCCCUUCACGAACUCUGUUCUCGAGAGUUCCCAGCUGGACGUGCUCUCGGUGGAGGAGGGAAGCGGCUCCUCUGGCCCUCAGACGCCUCAGGGGGAGGUUCUGGCGAAAAGACACUGACUGUGGGGCAGAACUUCCCUCCCUGCUUAACCCCCAAGUAUUUCCAGACCUGAGAGAUCUGAUCAUUUCAGAACUCGAGCCCAGCGUAAUCCCGUGCCUGGCCCCCCUCUAGCUUAGGCGAGGUUCUCUGGGGGCCGCGGGGACCCUCCUCUGGACUUGGCUUUUGGCCUCGCGUGGUUUUAAACUAGCAUUUUAGACAAAAGGGCCAGGUUUCUGUCUACUGAGAUGUCAGAGGGAAGCAGGAAGCGCCGUGCUGCCCAGCACGCACACGAUGGGAAUGGCCUUUGGAUUGGCUCCUCGUGUGCCCGGGUGGGUGUCCGGCGUCCCCCUCCCCCCAAGAGAAUCGAUGCCACAGACGCCACCCAGGGCCAACUGCUCCAGCAAUGGCACUGGCCGCUGACCGGGGCUGGACCGAGGACUCCCUCAGUGGUGGUCCCUGUGGGUCUGGAAGGCUUUUGUAGCUGUAGGUCCUCCGGAGAGAAACGGUGCCAUUGAGUUUUCAUGGGUUCGUAUUUUUCCUUAUUAACUUGGGCAAAACCGAGUUGUACCUUAGAAAUAACGUACGUCCUCGGUGAUUGUUAUCCAUCGUAGAAACCAAACUAUGGGGGACGCAGUUCUGCUUCUUGGGUCGGACAGAAGUUUGGUCUGAAAUCAGUUUGGAAAAAUUGCACUAUUGGCUCCCCGUUGGCCAGGGUAUCCCAGGGGUUUCCCAGAAGGGCCCAAUUAUAUGUAAGUAGGCGGGUGAAUUGUCCUCAGUGUAGGUCAGUGUGGUUGCCGUGGUAGCAGGUUGGUCAGCCCCACAGCUGCCUUCCCAGCCCAAAGGUUUUCUGUGUGGCCUUCCUUUAGAGAUGAUAGCGACCAAAUAGAAUUUCAGGGAUUUCCGUGUGGAAGAGGAGCUCCCCUCAGCCUCGUGUCGAGAAGGACCGUCUUUCCGAAAAGGGAUGUUUACGAUGGCCGAGGAGCUCGAGGGUCGAGACUACCAGUUUCCUUUUGCCUUAAAACUGCAUUAUAAAUACAAAAAAGUCAAAGAAACUUUCAAACAGGAAGUGAGCAGAUUUGGGCAGCAUGAUCGGAAUCUUGGCGAGCCUGUUUUUUGUGGUACUGAUGACAAAGCGCACACGACCUCCAUCGGCCACAUGGAUUUCCGGGUCCUCGGAGACGGCACCAAAGGGUUUGUUCCGUCUUUACAAAGGGGAGAAGUCGGCGUUGAGGGGAUUCCUAGGCCUCUCUUUCCAUUCCCCGCCGCUGUCAGCCCCUAGAUUUCCCGGGAACUCGAAAGGCCAGGCCUCGCGUGUGUUCAGGAAAGAAGGGAAAAGCUCUCAGAAUCGAGCAGCAGGUUUCUGCUGGUUAGACGUAGGAAUGCUGAAGAGAAACCGAAAGAUUUCUCUGUGGCUCUCCUUUCCCGGACGCUACACUUUCACAAAUGGCCCGUUUGGGCCUGCCUUUUGACGAGGAAAAGCAUCAGGAAAGGGUUUGCAGUCAGAGAACUGACAGGACUUGGUGGGAUCCGGCAACGCCAUUGCAGGUGAGCGUCAUCCCUUCUUUGUCCUCAGUGGCUCUUCCCAGUCUUUGCUUGUUUGACUGCAAUUAGCCAGUGCCAAGGCCUCACUGUACAUACGGCCGACCUUCCCUCCUCCUUCUCUGUGACAGUAAAUGCUAUUAGCCCUGCCCCUCCCGGCCUGUGAUGGAUACGAAUGUGCUCCUCUUACUGCCAAAUAAAGGACUGAGAAUACCUUUCCAA